AAAUGAGAACAACAGACGCAAACUGAGCCUUGCCUUCUGUAGGUAAUUUUGAUACCUUGCACCAUCUUUUAAAUACGUAUCCAAUGCUUGAAAUUUGAGACCGAUUUGUUUUCGCAAGCUGUAUUGAACUUUUAAGGCCUGGUGCUCUAUCACCGUAUCGCCAUUUGUGCUGGUUUAAAAUGACCAGUUCCCGUUCGUUGUUUCUAGCCUGGUGCAGUGGUGCUCCUAUCACCAUUCGGGCUGGUUUAAAAUGACCAGUCCCCGGUCGUUGUUUGCUGCUUGUGAUAGGGACCAUCGACGAGGACGUGCUUGGCAUGAAGUUUCCUAGCUGAACUAAAUAGCUAUAGCUUAAAACCGUUGUUGAGCUGACCAUGAACAAUCCAAAAACACCCCCACCAGGCCACCAACUUUGUGGACCUGUACUUUAUUUCAGCGAAAAGAAUCCCAUGGGAACCCGUACAAUUCUCGGACAUGCCUACAGUCCCUAGCUUUGCUACUUUGUAAGCUUCAAUCUCCAUGAUAAGAUGCAUGUUCCCAAAAUCUCCAUAAUAAUGUUCUUCAAACCCAAGUUUUAAGUACAGAUUUUUAUAUUGACUUUUAAUAACAAAUCGAUAUGUGCUGCCUCUCGCUCCUGGUUAGCCGUUCUUGUUCGUGCUGGCCCUGUUUUGUUGGUCACGGUGAGACGGCGGGGGUGCUUGCAAGGCCGUGGUGGCACGUGGUGGUGGGCGGCGAGUGUGGUGGAGCACGAUGAAACUUCUGCGGCAGGGUUGCGAGGGUCGGGAGAAAUCCCUGUCGGUUUUGCCGACAUUGACGCAGUGACAUCCGCAGGCGCCAAUCUUCCUUCUUUAAGGGCGUUGGGUGAACCCAUGUUUCCCUGUCCUUGCGUGUACGGGGAACCGUAGGACCAGUCCGGGCAGCAGCGUCGUCAUCGUCGCAUCCUUUCUUGAAGGUGUUGCUUGGUACGCGGGGCUUCAGAGUGCUAGGAGCGUGGUGAGAAUUAUCCAGCGGGCGCGGUUGCGAGACAUUCCCGUUUUCUUCAUCCGACCUUUUCGACAUUAGUUUCUCUUUUCUUUCUUUUAUGUUUUCUUUUGGGUAUGCUUGUGUUGUUUGCUCCAGUAAUGGUUCCAAUGUUGUAUCGGUGGUGUCCUAUAUUAAUAUAGCGGGGCAAUAGCCUGCUUUGAGGAGGAUAACGAAUCGAUGAUUCUUUCAAGUUAUAUUUAUUUGAGCCCGUACAUAGAAAUUUAUUUCUCGCAAAUGGAUUCUAAUUGGAAUAUAUUUACUAGUCAUGUGUUCAAUUUUCUGCUGCUGGUAUGUAGCAUGUUAUUCUCGUGCAAUGUUAAUCCCUACAGAAAAAAUGCAUUGCCAUUCCCGCACGAUGCCUGUAUUUUUUCUGCUGUCUUUACGUAUCUCUCUAUUAAUAAAGACUCUCUAGCAUCAACAAAACACCGGUAUGACAUCAAAUUUUGUUUUAACAAAGCCACAAUUAUCAGCCGAGUUAGAAACCUAGGAGGGAUCGGUCAUGGACUCAUGGUCAUACCUAGUAAGUCACCUGGAGUCCUAGACUAGACAGAUCAUCAACUCAUCAUCGUCCAAAAGAGAAAACCCCCAAACUCUUUAGGACCUACCGCCGCCGGCGCAGAAACACCUCGUAUCUUACGAAAUCGCCGGACAUGGCGACCACCGUCGGCACCGAUCUCUCACGCGACCGCAUCAGCAACCUCGCGGACAGUACCCUCGUGACCAUCCUCUCCAGGCUCUGUAUGGACGAAGCGGCGAGGUGUUCGAUCCUCUCCUCUCGCUGGCGCCACCUCUUCCCGUCCACUCUGCUCAACUUCAGAGCCUUCACUAGAAGCGGCCGGAACGUCGUCAAGGCCGUCACCUCCAUCCUCGCCGCCUACCCCGACGAGCCCGUACUCUCCUUGAGGACGGGCAUGCUCUUCUUCCGCCCCCAGGACAAGGCCGCCGUCGACGUCUGGCUCCGGGAUCUGUCGAACCGCGGCAUCGAAGAACUCUCCCUCUGGUUCGGAUUCGACGAGAAGCGGCGGCCGAUCCCGGAAUCCCUCUUCGCCUGCUCCUCCCUGAGACGCCUCCACGUGAUCAACGGAACCUUCCCUGACACAACCGAGGCCGCCGCCGCGUCCCUCGCCCGCCUCACAAAGAUCGAGCUGUCCGACGUCAGAAUCUCCCAGAACUCGAUCAACUCCCUGCUCUCGCAGUGCACGGUGCUGGAGCACCUGACCAUCAAAUUCACCGGCAGGUUGGACAGCCUCCGUCUCCGGUCUCGGAGCCUCAAGGUCCUGAACAGCACCGGCGACUUCGAGAAGCUCGUCAUCGAUGACGCUCCCAACCUGGAGCGGGUGGUCGACAAGCUCAUGAACCAAAGAAAGGUGCAUAUCGAGGUCGUGUACGCGCCAAAGCUGGAGUUCUUAGGCUACCUCGGCAUGUCCAACGAGAUUGGCAUCGGAGACACCAUCUUCAAGGGGGAAAUAAUGCGUGUUGAGACUCUUAUGCCAAGGAUAAAGACACUUGCCGUCGAGAUGAGCUACAUGAAGGAGGGGUACACCACCUGGUUUAUGCAGCUGCUCAGGCUGUUUCCUCACUUGGAGACGCUCUACAUCAAGAGGGACAGUUCGUACAUGGUCGAAUUCACUGCGCCUGGAUCGUGGGAGAUGCGUCGACCCAUCCCUUGCAUCCUGAACCACCUAGAGAAGGUGGUGUUCGAAGUUUUCCGGGGGCAUAAGUGGGAGAUGGAGAUGGCAAAGUUCUUUCACCGGAGGAGCGAUUUCCUCAAGACCAUGGAGUUCCACUGCAUGGAUGAUAAGAGCAAAGAAGAUUACGGAGGGCCUCCGAGUGAACUAUGGGUCAGGAAGCAGAAGAAGCUCCUGUGCCUCGACGGCCGGGCCGCGGAAGACGCUCUUUUCCAGUUCUUCAAGAGACCGCUGGCGGAAAACCAUCAUGAACAUUGCGACGAUGAACGUUACCAAAGGGACUACUAUCGUGACAUGUAUGAUGUUUAAUGAGUCUUUUGUUACUACUAUGUGGCAAGAGUUGGGGCGUUUAAGUUAACUAGUACAAAUGCCCGUGCCUCCUCAAAUUUAAUUUCUCAAUACACAUAUAUAAUUCAUGAAAU
Molecule: messenger RNA, 3130 nt
Organism: Lolium rigidum
Lineage: Eukaryota; Viridiplantae; Streptophyta; Magnoliopsida; Poales; Poaceae
Product: F-box/FBD/LRR-repeat protein At5g56420-like
Exons: 3
Coding region: 1671-3017 (448 amino acids)
Molecular function (GO): protein binding
Source: RefSeq, a predicted model, not a curated record